Molecule: messenger RNA, 1159 nt
Organism: Silurus meridionalis
Lineage: Eukaryota; Metazoa; Chordata; Actinopteri; Siluriformes; Siluridae
Product: fibroblast growth factor 19-like
Exons: 4
Coding region: 187-816 (209 amino acids)
Biological process (GO): positive regulation of cell population proliferation; animal organ morphogenesis; fibroblast growth factor receptor signaling pathway
Cellular component (GO): cytoplasm
Molecular function (GO): growth factor activity; fibroblast growth factor receptor binding
Source: RefSeq, a predicted model, not a curated record
UUGUGUUCUGUAAGUGUCCUGCCUCAUGUCUCCUCCUGCAUCAUGUCUCCUAUAUAAGCUGAAGUCUCUCGUAGCUCCUGAGUCCUGCUCAGUGUCGCUGCUUAUUUAUUUAUUUGUUUUGUUUUUGUGCAUUUCGGUGAUCCAGUUGUCGGUAUUUUGUUUUUGGUUUUGUGUUAUGUUUGUGCGAUGUUGCAGUUUUUGGGAUUUUUUCUCCUCUUUCGUUUCUCUCUCUCUCGUCCUCUUACCAGCUCUCACGCCUUCUCUCCAUCUAUCCACCAUUCUUCUCCUCUACUGGCCUACAGCGACCAGGUUCGCCACAGACACCUGUACACAGAUGGUAAACUCCACGGCCUGUUUGUUGAGAUUUUAUCUGAUGGCAGUGUGUCAGCGACUCAGACCCAGACUCCAUACACGGUAUUAGAGCUGAAAGCUGUUCGAGCAGGUUACACGGUGAUCCGAGGUGUGAAGUCAGACCUGUACCUGUGUGUGAAUGCUGCAGGACUCUUACAUGCUGUGAGUGUGUUUGUGGAUGCUGACUGUUCCUUCAAUGAGAUGGUACAGCCAGAUGGUUACACUCACUUCCUGUCUGCUCACCAUGGACUUCCUGUGUCCCUCAGCUUUAAUGUUCCCCCUGGCAAGCACACACUCACCCUCUCUCGCUUCCUUCCACUUACCACUGACCAGUUUAUGGAAAAACAGGAAUCUGCAGAAACAUCCAGCUUUCUAUCUGCUCCAGAUUUUGAUUCAGAUGAUCCACUGGGAGUGAAGAACACACAUCAGAACCCGAGGAGUCCACUGUUCCACAUUAACCAAUAGGUUUGUAGAUCAGAAGUCGAGGACGAGGACAUUGCUCCUCCACAUGGACUAAUAGAAACACAGAGCAGUGCGGCUAUUUGUGUAGACUUGCACUAAUGACGUGAAAUAAGUAUAUUUAUUUAUUUAUUUAUUUAUUUAUUUAUUUAUUUAUGUAUGUAUGUAUGUAUGUAUGUAUGUAUUUAUUAAUAAUGCACUGUUUGUGAGUUCUAAUUUAAAAUUAAAGUCUCUUUAGAGGAAAUAUAAGCUUUAUAAUGAUUUCUUUAAUACAAAUGCUGAUUAUUGGAUUAAUGAAUGAAAUCGUUCACACUGAACUGCUGAUUCAAAUAAAUAAACAUGCACUUUA